This is a messenger RNA of Populus nigra (black poplar), 1138 nucleotides long. RefSeq lists its product as uncharacterized. The transcript has 9 exons. Bases 90 to 896 code for a protein of 268 amino acids. The record is from RefSeq and is a predicted model, not a curated record. Gene Ontology annotation, cellular component: endosome; lytic vacuole. Gene Ontology annotation, biological process: SNARE complex assembly. Lineage: Eukaryota; Viridiplantae; Streptophyta; Magnoliopsida; Malpighiales; Salicaceae. Gene Ontology annotation, molecular function: SNARE binding.
AGAAAGGUCAAGACAGUAGUAGCAAUAUAUAAGAGGUCGAGUGGCAGGAAACGAAGAUUGACGCAAAGAGGAUAUUAUCUUUCGAUGAAAUGGGAGAUCUAUAUGCCUUGGAUUUCGACGGAGUUCUCUGUGAUAGCUGCGGUGAAAGCUCUCUCUCCGCUGUCAAGGCUGCUAAAGUGAGAUGGCCUGUUUUAUUCGAUACGGUGGAUUCAACUUUGCAGGACUGGAUUGUUGAUCAGAUGCACAUUGUGCGACCUGUGGUGGAAACUGGAUAUGAAAAUCUGUUGCUUGCAAGGCUGCUGCUGGAGAUGAGAAUCCCUUCUAUUCGGAAAUCCUCGGUUGCAGAGGGACUUACGGUUGAUGGGAUAUUGGAGAACUGGUCAAAGAUAAAGCCUGUCAUUAUGGAAGAAUGGGCUGAGAAUAGAGAUGCUCUGAUAGAACUCUUUGGAAAGGUCAGGGAUGAAUGGAUGGAUAAUGACUUGGCAACAUGGAUUGGAGCGAACAGAUUCUAUCCCGGUGUUCCUGAUGCUUUGAAAUUUGCAAGCUCAAGUAUAUAUAUAGUCACCACAAAACAGAGCCGGUUUGCAGAUGCUUUACUACAAGAGCUCGCGGGACUGAAAAUCCCACCAGAAAGAAUAUAUGGUCUCGGAACUGGUCCCAAGGUGGAAGUGCUGAAGCAACUUCAAAGGAAACCGGAGCACCAGGGGUUGAAACUACACUUUGUGGAAGAUCGACUUGCAACCCUGAAGAAUGUAAUUAAAGAUCCUGAAUUAGAUGGGUGGAACUUGUACUUAGGGGAUUGGGGAUACAACACUCAUCAAGAGAGAGGGGAAGCAGCAAGCAUUCCCAGGAUUACCCUUCUUCAGCUCACCGACUUCAGUAAAAAGCUCAAGUAAUCAUGGACUUUAGCCAAAUAAGUAAGAUUUGUUUUUGUCAUGCUUGAGUUGAUUACCACGACAAAACCAGGAAAUCUCUCAUUUCAUACCAGUUUGAAUCUUCAUGAAUAAAGCACGGUCAAACUUGUGAUUUGUAUGCCUUAAUUCAAUUAUUCAGGUCAUAACUGAGUUGUUUUCGAUGAUCAAGUUGCCACUUGUAAAAUGGUAGAAAUUAAGGAAUUGAACGCUUCCAUUCCAUGUAA